UACACCUCUUCUGGGAAAAACAGUAGAUCCAGUCCACUGAUCAACUAACUGAUCAUUUCUCCCUUUGAAUUUUUAGAAUUCUCCACUCAAUAUUCUACUAAUUUUUCACAAAGGAAUCACCUUUAGUAAAUAGUAGUAAUUGCUUUUCUUGGAAUACUGUCUUCUGUAAAUACAGUGUAUGGUGAUGAACUGUGAAUCCAACAAGAAAAAGAGAAUUUUCAAUUGAAUCCAUGAGGAUUAUUAGCUCUCUAAUUUGCAUAUAUGGAUUGGUAUUAUUCUUCUCACUGAAUUAUCCUGCUAAAGUUACAGCAGGUGACAUUGUUCAUCACGAUGACUUAGCACCCAAGAAACCCGGUUGUGAGAACGACUUUGUGCUGGUGAAAGUUCAAACUUGGAUUGAUGGUAAAGAGGAUGCAGAAUUUGUUGGUGUUGGUGCUAGAUUUGGCACUACUAUUGUGUCCAAGGAGAAAAAUGCACAGCAAACUCCCCUUACUCUUUCUGACCCUCGGGAUUGUUGCAAGCCUCCAAGGAAGAAGCUUGCUGGAGAGGUCAUCAUGGUAGAUCGCGGCCAUUGCAAAUUCACAACAAAGGCUAAUAAUGCGGAAGCGGCGGGGGCUUCGGCAAUCUUGAUAGUAAAUAAUCAAAAAGAACUUUACAAGAUGGUUUGUGAUCCUGAAGAAACUGACCUAGAUAUACACAUACCUGCCAUUAUGCUACCUCAGGAUGCUGGGGCAACGCUGGAUAAAAUGCUUUUGAAUCGCUCAUCAGUUACUGUGCAACUCUACUCUCCAAGACGACCUGUAGUGGACAUUGCAGAAGUAUUUUUGUGGCUGAUGGCUGUUGGUACAAUCUUAUGUGGUUCUUAUUGGGCUGCUUGGAGUGCUAGAGAAGCAGCUAUAGAGCACGACAAGCUGUUGAAGGAUGCUUCAGAGGAAGAUCUUCCACAUUUUGGAACUGGUGGUUCAAGCACUGUCAUGGAUAUAAACAUGAUAUCAGCAGUCUUAUUUGUUGUUGUUGCUUCCUGCUUCUUAAUUGUAUUAUAUAAGUUGAUGAGGUUCACGUGGUUCUUUGAAAUCUUGGUGGUUCUAUUUUGCAUCGGUGGUGUAGAGAGUUUACAAACUUGCUUAGUUGCCUUGCUAUCAAGGUGGUUUAGGCGUACGGGAGAGUCAUUCAUUAAAGUACCCAUUUUUGGUGCAGUCUCUUAUCUUACUUUGGCUGUUUCCCCAUUCUGCAUAACCUUUGCAGUGGUUUGGGCAGUGUACAGAAAUUCUUCUUUUGGCUGGAUAGGUCAAGACAUACUUGGUAUCACACUAAUAAUUACAGUUCUGCAAAUUGUACGGAUACCUAAUCUCAAGGUCGGUACAGUUCUUUUGGGUUGUGCCUUCAUCUACGACAUAUUUUGGGUGUUUGCUUCCCAGAGGCUCUUCCAUGAAAGUGUGAUGAUUGUGGUAGCUCGUGGUGAUAAAAGCGGAGAGGAUGGCAUUCCAAUGCUGCUGAAGAUCCCACGACUAUUUGAUCCAUGGGGUGGUUACAGUAUUAUUGGCUUUGGCGACAUCCUAUUGCCUGGCCUGCUAGUAGCAUUUUCACUUAGGUAUGAUUGGCUUGCUAAGAAGAAUCUCCGAGCUGGUUACUUCUUGUGGGCGAUGAUUGCAUAUGGAUUAGGUCUUCUUAUUACAUAUGUAGCAUUGAACUUAAUGGAUGGUCAUGGCCAACCUGCACUUCUUUACAUCGUCCCGUUUACCCUCGGGACCUUUUUGAUACUGGGGACGAAGAGAGGUGAUCUGAAAAUUCUUUGGACAAAGGGUGAACCAGAAAGGGUGUGUCCACAUAUUCGUCUUGAAUCGAAGGAAGAAUCGGAUAGAGAAGAAUAAGGCAUCUUCCUCCUGUAAUUAUGUUGCUACUGACCUAAGUAUUAGUAUCUGCUGCUAUCAAUCAUCAACAUUCUGGUAUUGUUUAAGGCUUAGCAAAAUCUUCAGUGCUACAUACUAACAAUAUAUGCCAGUUAAUGUACAGCUGAUUGAUCAGCAUUUGGUGAAAAUAGUGUAGUUGCUGCUUUGAUUAUUGUCUCCA
This is a messenger RNA of Nicotiana tabacum (common tobacco), 2070 nucleotides long. NCBI's taxonomy places the organism in Eukaryota, Viridiplantae, Streptophyta, Magnoliopsida, Solanales, Solanaceae. The record is from RefSeq and is a predicted model, not a curated record.